AUGGCUAAAAAAAGACAAUAUGGAAAAUGGAGUCCAAAUUCCAUGAAUAUUGCUAUCAAAGAGCGAUUAGCAAAUCAAAUAGUCAAACAAAAUUCUCUUCCCAAUCCUUUCAACAAGGAAACACAAAUAGCUGGCAAAAAGUGGUAUUAUUCGUUUAUGAAACGUCAUCCAGAAUUAAGUCUCCGACAAUCAGAAAAACUAUCUAUUAGUCGUGUCAAAGAUGAAUCAGGUUUUCAAACUGUUCAGAAAAAAAAUCCGAAAGUUUUGACAAUGAAAGGGAGAAAACUUGUAGGAGCUCUGACAAGUGCAGAGAGAGGUGUUAAUACAACUGUGGUAUGUUGUACGAAUGCAGUUGGUGUAUUUAUUCCACCAAUGAUCAUCUUCAAAAGAUUACGUAUAGAUAUUUCUUUGGCAAGCGGUGCCCCUGCGGAAAGUCUUGUAGAAAUUUCAGAGACCGGUUACAUUAAUAGUGAACUUUUUCUGAAAUGGUUUAAGCACUUUCUGGCAUAUGUACGACCAUCUAAAAAAAAUAAAAUGCUUCUUCUAUUAGACAGACACACCACGCAUUCAAAAAAUCUGAAUGUUAUCAAUCUGGCACGUGAAAAUGGAGUGCUGCUACUACAAUUGCCGGGUCAUACCACCCAUCGUCUCCAGCCCCUAGACGUCUCAAUUUUUAAACCGUUUCAGUUAUAUUACGAUGAAGCAGUAGUGAAAUGGCACAGAACCAAUCCUCCUCCUCUGAGACAGUGCCACGUGUCUACUUUACUCUCUGAAGCCUAUCUAAAAAUAGCAACAAUGAGCAACGCCGUGAAUGGCUUCAAAGCUACAGGUAUAUGGCCGGUAGAUCGUCAUAUCUUUAACAACACUGAUUUUAUAGCAGUUGAUACAUUAAUGUCGCCAGAAAAUUGCCAAUCACCAGAAAAUGAGAUUGAAGAAACAAUAGAAGGAAUUAAUAUUCCUGCUUGUUCAACUGAAAACAAUCAAUCGAGAAAGAAGCUCAAAACUGUCCAUGAAAUCUGCCCACUGCCUUGCCCAACUAUUACAAGAAACAACAAGCUGCCUCAGAAAGCGGAGAUUCUAACGACAAGUCCGUACAAAGAAAAACUCGAAGAACAACAAAAGAAGAAAUCACAAAGAAUUGCCAGAAAGGUCGAGUUAUUUCCUGGACCGUCAACUUCAAUUAAUUCAUCAAAACUAAAAACUACAAAACGUAAUUCUAACAAGAAAAAAUCAACACAAUCUAAAGAAUUGCAUUUUGCUGAGAAAAAGAUUGAAAUAAAUGAAGAUGAUUGGUAUUGCUAUUCUUGUCAACAGAAUGUAGUAGAAGAUAUG
Molecule: messenger RNA, 1332 nt
Organism: Cyphomyrmex costatus
Lineage: Eukaryota; Metazoa; Arthropoda; Insecta; Hymenoptera; Formicidae
Exons: 3
Cellular component (GO): nucleus
Molecular function (GO): DNA binding
Source: RefSeq, a predicted model, not a curated record